This is a messenger RNA of Ostertagia ostertagi, 480 nucleotides long. NCBI's taxonomy places the organism in Eukaryota, Metazoa, Nematoda, Chromadorea, Rhabditida, Trichostrongylidae. The record is from the annotation of a GenBank genome assembly.
AUGUCGGAGGAAUUGCUCCGUAAAUUUCUCGAUGACAUCGAAGAGGAAGAUGGUCUUAUCAAGAAGGCAAAGCAAAAAACGGUCAAAGCAGGAGUUGCGCGUGAUGAGCAUAUAAAGCGAAUUCUGGUUGAAUUGCCGCCUGAGGAAAGUUAUAUUGUUGAACGGCGAAAACGACAUGAGAGCUUCGAAUUCGAUGAUAGAUUAGCGCAGCAGGGAUUCUCUCUUAUUGAACAAGCACGUGCGCAACGGCCGGCAGAUUUAUUGCAACGAAAUCUGAAAUACAUGAAAUAUACGGAUAAAAAGAGGAAACUCGACAAAAAUAAAGCUAAGAAGAUAGUUCUGGAGCAUAUGAGGAAGAAAACCUCAAAGAGACCGAAGAACGAAAAGAAGAAAGACGAAAGCGUAUUCAGUGAUGCUGAUUUUGCUGUUGUUGGAAAGAAGAAGAAGAAGUUGGAAAAGAUCCCUGUCGAGUAUUUGUAA